GUUCGUGCAUUCUUGUGGGCGGAGACGAAAUUUCGGUUCCGGGUAUUUUUUAUACUUCUCUCGAAGGCGUCCAUUUGUCUGAUUAUGGUCUUAAAUCAUAAAGUUCUACAAAUUCACGAACGUUCAAGGUAGAAAACAGUUUUAUUGAAAGAACAAACAGAAUAUCAGCAAAGAUGACGACCCGAUCAGAGAGAGAGAAGGCCCUGAAACUCAACGAGCAGCAUCAGGCCAUUCUGUCCAAAAUGCUGAGAGAGGACGACAACAAAUACUGCGCCGAUUGUGAGGCGAAAGGUCCAAGAUGGGCAUCAUGGAACCUGGGAGUGUUUAUCUGUAUCCGAUGUGCUGGCAUCCACAGGAAUCUUGGGGUACACAUAUCACGGGUAAAAUCUGUCAACCUGGACCAAUGGACAGUAGCACAAAUACAGAGCAUAGUAGAUAUGGGCAACUCCAAGUCCAGGCAGCUUUAUGAGGCCAACCUUCCAGACAACUACAGAAGGCCCCAGACAGACCAAGCAGUGGAGUUCUUCAUCAGGGACAAGUAUGAGAAGAAGAAGUACUACAGCAAGAAUGUGACCAAUGGAGGCAGCCCAAAAGACAAGGAGACCAAGAGAGAGAAGGAAACUGAUAGAGGAACCAAGCUGUCAUAUAAUGCCAAGAGUGAAGAGACCCGGCAAGCCCCCAAAGCCAGUCCUGUGAAGAUUGCAGAACCUCCCGUCAACCUACUUGGCCUUGAUGCUCCAACAGCGGCCCCUGCUAACAAUGGUAGUGCUGCUAGCACAGCAAGCAGCGACUUGGAUAUCUUCGGCCCCAUGGUGUCCAACCCCCUCCCUUCAUCUAAUGCUGCUGCUCAGUUCUCUCAGGCUAGCUCCAGUACCCCAGCCAGCACUCCAACACAACCCCCAGCAGCAACCCCAUCCUCAGGCUCUACCCAGGGAGACCUGGACCUGUUCAGUGAGACUGGUGGUGGAGUUGGCAUUAAGGGGGAGGACACCGGGCAAGAAACACCUCUCCAAGGACUCCAUCCUGUCCCUGUAUGGGAACACCAGUAUGCCUCAGAUGCCCCAGCACCAGCAGGCCCCGCCUGCUGGUAUAUACAUGAACCCCGCCCAGAUGCAGUUUCCAGUAGGCAUCCCCAGCAGCAGGUCCCCACUGGCUACCAGGCCUUUCCUGGCAUGGGCACGGGCAUGCCCCCCACCACCGUCAUGGGUGCCAUGAUGGCUCAGAGCGGAGCCGCCAUGAUGGGACCCAACACAGGCAUGAUGGUUGGCAUGACGAUGCCCAACGGUUUCAUAGGACAAGCGCCUGCGGCCGGGAUGGUUGGCAUGGCUCCGAGGAUGAUGGGGGUACCCCAGGGGGGGAUGCCCGCGGGUAUGGUGCCCGCUCAGGGCAUGCAGGGGAUGUAUGCCGUCCAGCCUGGGCAGCAGGGCCAGUGGAACAUGGGACAGAUGAACCAGCAGAUGUCAGGGAUGAGUCUGAACGGUGCCGGGGGGCAUGGCCUUCGGUCAGCCUGCCUCCACCAUGGGAGGCUGGGCCGCUUCACCCUCCGGUCAGACACUCAGCACACAGCUCUGGAAGUGACCCACCUGGAGGUCAAAGAUCAGGGAUUGGGGUCUCUCUUUUGGUGGAUUUCAAUGGUGACCCAACUCAACACCCUUGAAGGUCCAGAGUCAGAGAGUCAGAACAUCCGUCAGAGCUUUGCAGAGAUACUUGGCGACAAGUACCACUACGCGAAUGCCAUCAACAGCUCUCUGCUCUGGACUGUUGGGUACACCCCCUACAUUCCCCCAGUUCUGAAAGGAAGAAGCUUCCCCUCUGUCGAGAGCUUCUUCCUGGAUGAGUGGGAGCCACUGACACUCCAGCAGACUCCUCAGGUUCUGUCCACCAGUGUUUCCAUCAAGGAAGACAACCUGAACCAGUCGUCUGCAGGCCUAGCAUCCCCAGCAGCAGGUCCCCACUGGCUACCAGGCCUUUCCUGGCAUGGGCACGGGCAUGCCCCCACCACCGUCAUGGGUGCCAUGAUGGCUCAGAGCGGAGCCGCCAUGAUGGGACCCAACACAGGCAUGAUGGUUGGCAUGACGAUGCCCAACGGUUUCAUGGGACAAGCGCCUGCGGCCGGGAUGGUUGGCAUGGCUCCGAGGAUGAUGGGGUACCCCAGGGGGAUGCCCGCGGGUAUGGUGCCCGCUCAGGGCAUGCAGGGGAUGUAUGCCGUCCAGCCUGGGCAGCAGGGCCAGUGGAACAUGGGACAGAUGAACCAGCAGAUGUCAGGGAUGAGUCUGAACGGUGCCGGGGGGGGCAUGGCCUUCGGUCAGCCUGCCUCCACCAUGGGAGGCUGGGCCGCUUCACCCUCCGGUCAGACACUCAGCACACAGCUCUGGAAGUGACCCACCUGGAGGUCAAAGAUCAGGGAUUGGGGGUCAGGGCAGCGGAAGAGGGGGUCUCAACCAGGGGGUCCGAAAUUCAACAUCCAACCCCCCCCAGCAACCUUACUAUGAACUGAUGCCCGUUCUCCAACUGUUACUGACCACUCUCCAACAUCAAGCUUAUCUGUCUCUGUUCGCAUACUGAAGAGAUGCAUCCUUUCUUCAGGUAAGCACAGAUCCAUUGGUGAUUGGACAGGUGAAAGCAAGGUGACGGUCUUAUUACUCUGACUGGCCCAACCAAAUAAGAUCAGUGAUUACUUCAAGGAAGGAAGCAUUUCUGAAGUAUUCAAACGGGGCACAUCUCUCUCUCUCUCUUUGUCUCUUUCUGUCUAUCUAUCCCUCUGUCUUUCAGUCUCUCUUUUAUGAGUGAAUUGGGCGUCAUCAUACAUACACCAUCAUACGCAGGAUGGCAGUCUGUGCCUGUUAUGUGUUAGAAAUCAUAACUCUUUUAAUUUUCCUUUUUUGGAGAAAAAAAAAUGAGCCCUGUAACACAACAAUGACAUCAUCGACAACAUAUCGAAAAAGCUGCAGGACCAGUUACACAAGCUUUUAUUGUAUCAUUAUUAUAAAAAAAUAUUAUAGAGAAUUAAAGAAUAGUAUUUAAACUUUGGGAGAAGACAUGGCUAUCAUUUCUGUGAAUACUGCUCUCCUAUGUACAGCUCUGUAUAACCUUCUUUUAAAGUACCUGUGGUUCCCCUACAAAAUAAAGUAUGAUAAACUGUG
Coregonus clupeaformis (lake whitefish) is the source of this 3143-nucleotide messenger RNA. Its product is annotated as stromal membrane-associated protein 1-like. Lineage: Eukaryota; Metazoa; Chordata; Actinopteri; Salmoniformes; Salmonidae. Gene Ontology annotation, molecular function: GTPase activator activity; metal ion binding. Gene Ontology annotation, biological process: regulation of clathrin-dependent endocytosis. The record is from RefSeq and is a predicted model, not a curated record.